Molecule: messenger RNA, 1575 nt
Organism: Klebsormidium nitens
Lineage: Eukaryota; Viridiplantae; Streptophyta; Klebsormidiophyceae; Klebsormidiales; Klebsormidiaceae
Source: the annotation of a GenBank genome assembly
AUGGACGUGCUGUCUGAGAUCCUGUUGUGGAACGAGUUUGAGGCCCCUGGUGAGGCCCCUGGGAACGGAGAGAUGGACAGCGCAAUGUCGAGACCUCCCCUGGAAAAUGAGGGGGAGCCAAAAGGAAGCAAGGGGGUGAAGGCCCAGUUGAAAAACUAUGACAGCACAGAUGAGAGGGAGAGCCAGGGGACGGGGUUGGAGAAGAAGGACGUGGGAGUGGAAAUGACAACCGACCAGAGGUCACAUCUGACUCUGAUGGAGGUGGAUCAGGAGAUUGUGACGGGCAUGGUGAUCAAAAACCCGCUGUUGGAUGAGCACAGCCUGGACAGUUUUGGGAGCGCACGUUCUUGCAGCAGCGAGGUGAAGGCUGCGAAGGCGGAGGCGCUGGGGGGGUCCAAGCUGACGGCGCCUGAGCUGUGGGGCGGGGCAGAUGGGAGGAGAGCCUCUCUGGAGAGGAUGCGGUCAAACCACAGUUUCCUCCCCAAAAGGCCAGCCAGCUCUCACCGUUGCUCUUCAGGAGCACACUUCCGCUCGAACAGCUUCAAGGAGAGGGGCCAGCAGCAGUUCAAGGAGAAGGGUCCCUACAACCACGUUCCGGCGCCCCUCUCCCUUCGCAGCUUCAAGGUCCCACUCACCUCAGCUGGGGGAGUCAGCCAGCGGAUGCGCUUUACCCCCCAGCAGCAAAAGGAGCUGCGCUCAUUUAGGUCCAAAGUCAAAUGGAUUGGCUCAGGGAUCGAAGCAAUGGACGAAGCACAUGUCCUUUGCACUGACAUGGGCAUGGACAUCAAGCAGCUCAAGAAGUGGAUCUCCAACCACCGUCCGAAGAGGUUUCGGACAUUACCAAACACAAAAGCCAGCGGGCAGCCCGCCUGGCUAGGGCUCCACAAUCCCUUCUCAGGGAUCUGCAGCGAGGCCGCCCUACAGAGCCUCAAUGCAGCGCAGCCUGCGCUUGUGGGCAACGCUUCUCUCGGCCCCUUCCACCCCCCCUCCUCUUACUCAUCCCCCCCAUGGGGACCCCCCUUUUUCGGUCCAGCGGGAAUGGGCUUGUGGCCAAACGGCCCACCCGCGGCGCUCUGCCCAAAGCCCGUGGUAGGCGCAUGUGGCGCGAAGGCAGAGCCCCCGCAAGCGCACCCUGAUGCAGCAAAAAUGAGUGUGGUGGAAGCAGUCUCGGAUGGCAGCAGCAAGAGCAGCGUUCUUGCAGGACAGGGCAGGGUCUCCCUGGAGAUGGCACGUCUUGCAAAUGCCGACAAUUUGCGAAGAGUUCUGGGUCGGAAGCUGAAGGACUUGGAUCCGACGAAGGUCCGAAAGUUGGUGGAGCUGUGCAAGAAGUACCGCCAGGAGCAGUCCACCAACAAUGUGGACGAGCUGCCCUCCCCUGGCGCCAACAACGCCCCCCUCCUAAAAGAACAGGCGAUAAGUCUCCAUGACAAUUCAGCUGACCCAUGCCCUGCCUCCCUCCACCUAGAAUUUGACAUGGGGGCCAACGAGCUAGAGGGUGCUCAGUGGGGAAUCCCGAACGGGCUGCAGGAGGCCCCUCCCCAAACUCAGAAGCACUGGCGGCGUACCUCCCAGUGA